AUGAGAGGAAGGAAGAGCUUAGGAUCUUUACCGAAGAGUGUUUCUAGUCCGAGACAAUUUCAUAGGAAAUCUGAUAUCAAUAAUUCUCCAAUAAUCAAAGAAAAACUUUCCGGAAAUCAAGAUAAAUCAGUAAAUGCUAUUGAUAAAUUGAAACGGAAAAUGUCAACUGCAUUCAUACCUAGCAGCACAUUAUCCGAGUUCAAUAAACACAUUCAUGACAUCAAAACACGAUUAAUUUCGGGAUUCAAGAACCAAAGAGAUCUCGAUGAAUUCUGGGAUACAUGGGAUAAAUUCGAAUCCUCUAUCUACAACUACUUCAGUAACAGUACUGUUAAAUCACAAAGUAAACAGAUUCGUAAUGAACUUGAAAGCAGCAUUGACUCAUUGCAAAAUGCUAAAAAGCAAGUACAAUCAUCAUCACCACAACUUAAACGAAUGAUUCGCGAGAUUUCUAAAGAUAUUCAGGAUAUGAUCAAAGCAUCUGAGAACGUUAAAGAUUUCUCAUCAUCAUUCUUACAGCAAUUUGUUGAUGAUUUGAAUACAAUUAAACCUCGCUCACCAACAUCAGAAUUUAAGUCAAAAAUCGGAAUUUCGAUCGUUUUAUCACAGAAACUACGUGAUAUAUUCAAAUUCAAAGAGUUCAUUCUUCCACUAUUACAAGAAACACAAGAAUUCCUCGUUGAAUACACUCAAGAUGAGUCAAAUAAUUUCGAAACUAAGGAAAACAACGUCGUUGAACGUCGUCUUUCCAUCGAUCCAUCAUUAAACCAAGAAGAAAGCUCAUCAGAAGACUACGAAAGCUUACAAGCAAAGAUACACACCCUUGAAAACGAAAAUGACAAACUUCAACAAGAAAUCGAUAAAUACAACAACUUGGUUGAACAAUACGAAGAAAGUCUCCGCCAAACAAACGAAGAAAUUGACUCCGAACGAUCAGAUUUGAAGCGAAAACUGAAAGAACAAAAAAAGAAGUAUUUAUCUAAUCCUUCAAUUGCAGCAAACUCAUCAAAGAUCGAAGAAUUGGAACUUAAACUGAGCCAACUUGAAAACGAGAUAGAAAAUCGUAAGAAAUACGGUGAUGGAAUGAUGAAUUCAUAUUUCAAUGGCGAAAUCAGAUCUAUCAAGAUCAAAAUCGAGAAUGCAACAAAAGAAUUUGAAUCAGUUAAGCCAAUCAACGAGAAUUUCACUACAAAUGACAAUGUUGAUAUCAAAAUUGUGAAUGGCAGGCUUUUAGACAGAAACAAAGAACUUAGUUCAAGUAUCAAGCAAGAGAAGAAGGCAUUCUCAGAGUUAAGACAGUCAUUAGAACAAAGUUACGAAAUUUCAGAAAAAGAUGACUUCGAAAGCCAAAUUUCUGCUUACAAUCAGAGUGUUUUGAUCGGCAGCCAAUGCGUGAGCAUCGCAUCUCAGAUAACAGAAGAUAACGACAAGAUGAAAAAGAAAAUCAAAAAAGUUCUUUCACAAAAAGCCGAUACAGAAGAUUCUAUAUCAUGGUUGAAGAGUCUAAAGAAUGAUUUCGAUAACCUCCAGUCCAGAAUGAACGAGAUUAACUCAAAGAAGGAAAUUCCAACUAUUGAAAGCUUAAAUCAGCAACUUGAAGACAAAAAUUCAGAACUAAAGAAAGUUUCUGGUGAUAAGAAACCAGUUCUUACAUCAGAAAUCAAGAAAUUGAUACAAGAAACGAAAAAGAUUUCCCAAAACUUUUUGUCUCUUGCAAAUCAACACGCGAAAACAGAGACAAAAUCUAAAUCUUUGAUAACAGAAGAGAUCCAGGAACCUACAGAGCAUAUUAAACAAGCUUAUUCUGAUUUCGAACGAUUAAAUUACGAGAAAUCACUGGCAAAUGAAGAAAUGGUUAAGUUAUUCAAGCUAGUUACAGGAAAUGAUAGCGAUGAUGAUUUUAGCUUUGAACAAAUGGCUUCAACUGUUCUGAAGAAGAUAUCAAAUUAA
This is a messenger RNA of Trichomonas vaginalis G3, 1950 nucleotides long. Its product is annotated as A-type inclusion protein-related family. Bases 1 to 1950 code for a protein of 649 amino acids. The transcript has a single exon. NCBI's taxonomy places the organism in Eukaryota, Parabasalia, Trichomonadida, Trichomonadidae. The record is from RefSeq and is a predicted model, not a curated record.